Messenger RNA from Oreochromis aureus, 9258 nucleotides. RefSeq names its product zinc finger, FYVE domain containing 16 (gene zfyve16). The coding region runs from base 267 to 4691 and encodes 1474 amino acids. The record is from RefSeq and is a predicted model, not a curated record. NCBI's taxonomy places the organism in Eukaryota, Metazoa, Chordata, Actinopteri, Cichliformes, Cichlidae. Gene Ontology annotation, cellular component: early endosome membrane. Gene Ontology annotation, molecular function: metal ion binding. The transcript is spliced from 18 exons. Gene Ontology annotation, biological process: endosomal transport.
UUCUCCACAGCCUAAGCAUAUCCUGUGACCUCCCGACAGUCUGCCUGUUCAAGAUGGCCGCUUAAGUGGAGAAUUUACACCUCUCCAGUAAAACUAAUCCAGCAGCUAGCUGGCCGAACAACUUUUACCGUGGAAUUACCCUAAGAUACCAGCAACGUUUUCUUCUGCGUUACAUCUGAAGAGAAGCAUAAUUGUUGAGGUUCGAGACAUGGAGUAAAACAUACUGAAACUGUAGGGCAUAAAAAGCCUCUUUCCUUUAGUGCAGCAUGGACAGCUUCUUCAAGGCAGCUGUAUGUGAUCUGGACAAGCUGCUAGAUGACUUUGAACUCAAUAGUGAGGAACACGAAGGCAGGCCUAUUUCUCUGAAGCCCUCUGUGUACCCCUUCUCCUCACUUGGCCCUCAGUGUUCACCCACAGAGCUGUCCCCAAUUCCACCAAGCCUCCCGGACCUUAAUUCUCUUCAUUAUGGAUUGACACCCAGCUGUCCUGAUGGUUCUGCCAGUCAUAACCAUAACCGCAGCACUGAUAGAGAGGUCAAAGGUCAGCCUCUCACAGGUGUGGACCUUCUGUUGUCUGUGGAUCGCAGGUCAGCCAAAAGCUCUACCCCUCCCUGUCCAGACAGAGCUUUGAAACCUGUCUGCGACCUUGUGAAUGACACAAGCUCAGCCAUUCUGGUCAGGUCCAGUAGCCAUGAUGCCUUCAGUAAGCUGGACAUGGUGGAAAAGCAAAUGGAGGAAGAGGAGGCACUGCUUGUGGAUUUUAACAGCCCUGAAGUAGGACAAGAGCAAGAGGGUGCACGCCAUAGUCGAGACACCCAAAAAGAGCAAACCAUUGUUGGUAAUGGAUCUGUACUGUUGAGUCUAGAUUUACAUGAGCAGAGUGGUGGAUACUCUGCCUCACUCAGUCUGCUUGAUGUCAUUCUCCCUGCAGCAGUGGAAAGGAGCUGUGAUCCCACAGAUCAUUCACUAUCUUCAAUAGCUACUGACUUAACUAAUAAAGAGGAGCGGGACAGUGAAGGGGGGGAUAUCUCUGACCAAGUAGUUGAGAACGCUGUGGAGCAGAGUGAUCUAGAUCCUGUUGAUGGUGUUAAAGAAACUAGAACAAUUAAAGUUAGUAAAGAGAAUGAGUCUCAUGAAGUCUUGGAUGAAUGUGAAGCAGAGCGUCUUCCAAGUCAGGAAUCUGAAGCCUCACACAGUGAGCCGGUAGCCCUAUCAUGUUUGCCCAUAGCUGUGUCCAUGUGCGGCGCUCUUGUGAACCCAAAGACCACAGAAGAUGAUUCAGGGGAAGCUGAGCCAUGCAUUGAUGCAGAUGUAUCUGAGAGCACAGAGGCAGAAUCCCUGUCAGGCCUGGAAGCCAAGGAGGAAGAGUCCCGUUCAGAGGAAGCCGUGUCCCAUCCGGAGGCACCCGCUUCACAUCCGGAGGCACCCGCUUCACAUCCGGAGGCACCCGCUUCACAUCCGGAGGCACCCGCUUCACAUCCGGAGGCACCCGCUUCACAUCCGGAGGCACCCGCUUCACAUCCGGAGGCACCCGCUUCACAUCCGGAGGCACCCGCUUCACAUCCGGAGGAACCUGCUUUACCUGCUUUUAUGGCCCAGGAGGUUGCAGAGGGCAGACAGUCUCCAGAGGGGCAACAACAGAUUUUUCUUGAAGCUUCUACAGAUCUUACCUCCACCAAUUGUUCAGAAACCAGCCUAGUAGAUCCUCCAGAGUUUGGUUUCGAGUACCUCCCUGAGAGCGACCAGGCUGAGCUGCUGGUUACAGAUGAGGAGUUGGAUGCUUUCCUGCAAGCACAUGCUGAAGCAGAACAGGGUGUUUCUUAUCCUGAAUCUCUCCCAGAAUCAAACAGGGCUCCAGAGGACAGGCUUGUAAAACAGGACUUAGGUCUACCUUUUCCAGAAAGUGCUCAAGCAAUAUGUGUAUCUGCAGAGGGGAGCAUUAACCCUGGUGCUCUAUCAGUAUCAGAGGACUCUUGCAGACCUUGGCAAGACUAUUCUUCUGGGGUAAGCUAUUCUCUGACCAGCAACACUUUCCAGUCCCAGCACAGCAGUAGCCCUGAUCUACAACCCUCCUAUGGAGGUGCAAGACCUAAACAGCUGCACUGCCAAACUGCAAUAUCUCCAGCAGCAGGAGAAGAGGAGGAGGAGGAGCUGGCUCAGACGUUAAGUGCUUCUACAACAGUGCCAAGUACUGCAGAGGAUGGAAAAUGUUCACCAAUAAACCCCAGUAUUACAGAUGAGCAUUCCAAUUUUAGGGAUUCUAACCCUUCAUAUGCAACUCAGGAGGAUCAGGAUUACAGUGUGGUGUAUGAUGAACUGUCAGAACCCCCACCUUACCCUGGGGAGUUUACCACAGACAGUACCAAGGCAGUGAGCUGGAAAAGGGAGGGAGUGGAGGAGCUAGGGAACAGACAGCCUGCUUGGGUCCCAGACUCUGAAGCUCCCAACUGUAUGAAAUGCAAUCAGAAGUUCACUUUUACCAAGAGGCGGCAUCACUGUCGUGCCUGUGGGAAGGUUUACUGUGCUGUGUGCUGCAACAGGAAGUGUAAACUGAAAUACCUGGAGAAAGAGGCUCGUGUAUGUGUCCUCUGCUUUGACACCAUUCACAGAGCCCAGGCUCUGGAACGGAUGAUGAGUCCUACAGGUCCUAGCCCAAACCCAAAUGUCCCAUCUGAAUACUGCAGCACAAUCCCCCCUUUACAGCAGGCCCGUGCUGCUGGUACUCUAAACUCCCCACCACCUACUGUCAUGGUGCCUGUGUCUGUUCUUAAACACCCAAGCAAUGACGGUUGUCCUCGUGAGCAAAAGCGCGUGUGGUUUGCUGAUGGUAUCUUACCCAAUGGAGAGGUGGCAGACACCGCCAAGCUGUCUGUGAUGAGCCGCAGGAGCUCCCAAGAGUUCAGUGGUGUCACCCCAGAUGAGACAACACCUGGCUUACCUGGGGCAGAGACCGGAGUUAAUAGUGCAUCUUCCCCUGAGGCUGCUGUGGCAGCAGAGGUAGUUUGCCGCCCAGUGUCUGGACCCUGGGAUUUUGCGUUGCUUUGUGGAAUUGGUUCUUCAGUGAACAGUUUUCCCAGUCUGCUGCCAGACAAUGAAGACGAGCUGCCUCCACUGCUCAUUGCCACUGGAGAGGACGAAGGAGGAGAUGUUUUAGUUGAGGAGAAUCCUGCUCCAUGUCAGAUUCUGCACUUACUAGAAGAAGGCGGACCACGUCCUCUGACAUUUAUUCUUAAUGCCAACCUGCUAGUCAAUGUCAAACUGGUGACAUACUCUGGCAGGGAAUGCUGGUGUUUUGGCUCUAAUGGGCUGCAGGCUCUGGGACAGAAAGAGUUAGUAUUUCUGUUGGAGUGUUUGCCUCAAGAAAAAACUCUUCCCAAAGACCUUUUUACCAUAUAUCUCAGCAUUUACCAGGAUGCCCAAAAAGGCAGGUUUGUGGAGGAGCUGGAUAAUGUGACUUUUACAAGUAGUUUCUUGGGCAGUAAGGAUCAUGCUGGGAUGGUAUUCUUCUCUCCCACCUGCCAGUCUCUAGACGGCCUCACUCUCCCUUCACAGCCAUUCUUGUUUGGCCUGCUCAUUCAGAAACUGGAGGUGCCCUGGGCCAAAGUCUUUCCACUGAGACUGCUUUUGCGUCUUGGAGCUGAAUACAACUCGUAUCCCACCACACUGAUAAGUAUCCGUUUUCGGGAGUCAGUGUAUCGAGAGACAGGACACACCAUUAUGAAUUUAUUGGCUGAUCUAAGGAACUACCAGUAUAGCCUGUCAGUGGUGGAGGGCCUGAGGAUCCACAUGGAAAUGGGCCACAGCUACAUUGACAUUCCCAAAAGUAGCUUCAGUGAGGUGCAGAAGGUGAUAAAUGCAUCCAAUGAACAUGUCAUUAGCAUUGGAGCAAGAUUCAGCUCGGAGGCCGACUCUCACCUGGUCUGUUACCAGAAUGAGGAGGGAAAUUACCAAACCCAGGCCAACAGCAUGCCUGGGAAGUCUCGGACAGUCACUGGGGCCAGUUUUGUGGUGUUCAAUGGAGCACUUAAAGCCUCCUCAGGUUUCAUUGCGAAGUCCAGCAUUGUAGAAGAUGGGUUGAUGGUGCAAAUCCCUCCAGAGACCAUGGAAUCUCUUCGCUCUGCCCUCAGGGAGCAGGCAAACUUCCACAUACCCUGUGGCAAGAUUAAUGAUGAGCAGCUCAGAGAGAAUGUGACUGUCCGCUGGGUGGAGUGGAAUCCACCUGUCAACACAGGCAAAACUAGUGGAGUUGAUGGAAGAUCCCUAGAUGGAGUGCGUAGUGUGAAGAUGCAACAAGACACUGAGUUUGAGUCAGACGGUCGGCUGAUUACAUGCACUGAGGUAUUCUACCAGCUGAAGUCUCCAGACUGCAACCUGGCAUCUGUCCUAUCGUCCUGCAGUGUUUUUCAGAAGGAGAUAGCCUUGGCAACCUGCAGUGCUCUCACUCCUCACCUCGCCGUUCUCACUUCCAGCGGCAUCAACUCACUCUCACUACGUGUCUCGACACAGGCUGACAUGGUGGAGUACCAGGCUGGCUCCAGAGGCAGUCUCCUCCCACAGCGCUACAUGAAUGAGAUGGACAGCGCUCUGAUCCCUGUCAUCCAUGGGGAGAGUGCAAGUGUGCCACAGACCGCCAUGGACAUGGAGUUCAUGUUCUAUAUCACACAUGCCAUUGAAUGUGCAUGUAGACCAUGACACGCUCAGUUUUGGAGGCAAAAAAACAAAAACAAAGCUGCAGCUUCAGGCAGGAUGCUUGUUCACAGCUGGAGCAGCAGCCACCCACACAUGAAGAACAUUUCCACUCUGAGGUUCGUGAUUUAGAGGGAUCCAUGAUUGGAUGAUGGUUUUCUGUUAAGAAGCCAUUGUACUUUUGAGUGUUUCAUAUUCACCAAAGCUGCUUUAAUACAAGAAGCCAAACACUAAACAAGAAAUAUGACAACAUGACCAAAAGCAACCAAACUAUUCAAAGCGCUUUCCUCUGCUCUGCCUUCCAGACUCCCUGCUGGCCUCCGUCAGUGUGGAAUAACUCAGUGAAUGUUUCCUACAGACACUAUGGAAGUGGCUCUCAUCAUUUUUACAUUAAAAGUAGGGACAUUACUGAGCGUAGACAGGUGAUCAGGUGCUACUGUAGAGCUACUUGACAUACACAGCUGGCUUGUUCUAAACACAGGCAGCACAGGGCUCACUUUCUCUCAAGGUACUAUGGUCUCAUUUGACAUGAUGGUUGUGAUGAUACUGCACAGGAAAACAAUGGGCCUUCUGCAGGAAACUUUUUUGUAACUAUGUCCUGGGGCUGGACUGAUGAAUGAUAUUUGAUUUAAAUUCCAACUUUGCCUUUUAAUGAUAAUUUAUAAAAACUAAACCAAACUUCAUUACACUGCACUGCUCUAAAGGACACCUACCUACGUGCCCAGAGUUUCUCCCGGUUUAACUCAACUCGAGCUAAGAUAAGUAGAGUGUUUGAUCAACAAGAGUAUCUACAGGGAGGAUUAACAAUCGCCUUUAUGUCUAGAUUGCUCAGGGUCUCUUUUUUUGGGGGGGGGGUUGUUUUCCAUUGAGUCUGCUUUCUGCAAGAAGUAACAGUUGGAUAGCAGAGGCUUCAGCUCUCUUCCACUCAGAAUGUAACUGCUAUACAGGUGUUUUGGUGCACACACGUCCACUGCUGCUCCCUGCCCCGUUUGCAGCAACGAUCUCCCAACCAGCAUGGCAUGGACCAGUGAUGCUAAUUUUAGUUUUAUGUUAAAAACAACUCCCAAUUAUUUCCCAGCUACCUACUAAAACACUCUGCCUCUCUCACCACUCUCCCCUUUUUUCGUUUAUUUGGUUUUUUUAAUUUAAAUUAUAUUUGACAUUAUAUCCACUGUUAACAAUUAUUGAGGUUUUGCAUAAUGCUUAAGUGUGUUCAUUUUGUGUGACAGAAUCACUGGUUCAAUUGACAUCUAGACCUGUCAUGCUUUGUUACUUGUUCUGCUUUAUUUGUUGUCAGUUAAGUGUUACACAACUAACCAUUGAUGCACAAUAACCUAAGAAGCUGACAGAGAAUAAAGUGUAUAAGUUACCGAUCUUAUAUGUGCCAAUAAAAUGUCAGACUUUAAAGAAAAACGACAGCCAUUAUGACAAAAAUUCCAAUGAAGAUGUAUCCCAGUCAAAGAAACACAUUCCACUGUGGAUAAAAGCAGAGACUGUGCACUACAUUAAACGACAGGUCUAGAAUAUACAUGAAUUUCACAUGACAAAAGUGCAGGAUGCAACUCAUUCAGGGGAGGCAGCCUCACCAACGCAAACGGUUAGCCCAAAUGAGCUGCCCAGAUGUUUGGCCGUGUCUAGAUGACACUUCGUAAUCCUCUCAGCUGAAAGCAUCUGAAAAACAUUUCUCUGAGCCCAAUUGUACAACAGCAGCAGUAAUCAAGGAUUUAUUUGUUCUUUCAAUUAUAAUUCGUAAUUAUAAGGCCACACUUUCCUUACAGGCAAUGAGAGUCUUUCCUGCAAGAGGCCCAGUGUGUGUCAGUAACAUGGCUGAAGUUUGCAUCUGGAACUUUGCAAAUGUUUUUUGGGUUUUUUUCCUAAAAAGUGAACAUAUGACAGGUAUAUUUCUGCAGGAUUAAGAGUGUUGACCUACUGACCUUGAUGAAACUAUAGAACUAUUUGGAUAAUAGUAUUACAACUGGUGGAGGUGAGGGGUUAAAAUAUUCUCUUGUAGUUGAAUUUGUCUUUCUUGGUGAGUAGCUGACGUUAAAGCUGCUCAUUACUGAGCUUGCAGGUGUAGCUCUUCUCAAAGCUUUAGUUUCUUUUUCCAUCAUCCUGCUGGCACCAAAAUUGAUCCAAUAGUAUGUUUGUCUUAAAAUGUUUCCAUUAUUAUUUGAUCAUCCAUCUUCACACUGAGGUUUCAUUUCACACUGAGAUCUUACAAAAGAAAAGAUGAUGUCAAUCCUGGACAGUUUUUAUUUCUCAGAAGGAGGUGUAAAUUUAACGAAGAGGAUGUUAUAUUAAUUGUACACACUCUGGAUUAAAAUGUCCAGUCAGGGGAGUUGAUACAAAAAAAUCACUCCUGUUUUUCACAGAGAUGCUCUUUCAGUGUUGAUGACUUCUUGCCAGAUCAAACUCAAAAUGCUAAUGAUUAUUUUCUUCUUUAAGAUGUUUUACGUUAUCUGCUUCAGUCUCAGUUAAAUGUUGUUUUUGCACAGCUAAUGAGAACUCUUUCAUUCAGUUCAUCUCACAACUUUUACUAGUUAUUUAAAAAAUUGAAGGUGAUUCUUUUAGAUGAGAAGAUUGAUUGCACUAUUAUCAAGUCACUAACACAGAUUGUAUAUAAACGAUGGAAUUGGUCACAGUAAUGUCACCAGUUGGUUAUGUGGAGCUGAAGGUGCCUGUUUUCAUUGUGAGCAUCGUAAUGUUUUUGAAUUGGAUGUGAGGCGUGAUGGAUGGAUCAGACUGAAACUAUUGCUAUUCAGUUUGGUCGCCUCCUGUUGGCCAUUUAUAGAAAUUCAGAGUUAAAGCUCUUCCACAUUGGCUUCACUUUACAAGCCCAGAGGCUACCUCGAUCUUUUAUAUAGUCGAUGUUCACGAAUUAGCUUAGCUUAGUUCAGUGUGACGGGUAGAAACGAGUGAAACUGUGUAGCCUGGCCUCAUUCAGCCUUCAAGAACCAUCAAAGCUUACAAAUGAUCCUGUAUAUUUUGUUUGAUCUUUAGAAAGAAGGAUGAAAACUUCACUGGAGUUAAUUGAGUUAAUUGGUGGUUGGUUUUUAGUCUGUUUGCAUGGAUAGAGCAAAUAAUUGUCUUUACCAGCUAACAUCAGACUUAAUGGCUACCAUUGACUGACACAUUCAGUGACAGUUAACAGUAGCAGUGACACUCAAGUAUUGUCACCUUAAUUCUGUGCCGACUACAAGAUGCUGAAACAAUUGGUUAUUUUGUUCUAAUGAAGACUUUGGUUUCUGUUGUAGAAAAGGCAGAACAAUAACAUUUUAAUUAUCAGCCAAAUUAUUAUUUUUAAAUGUUGUUAUUGGCCCAGCUUUUCAGAGCUAAUUCUCUAUUGACUAUUUCUAUUAAGAUAAAUAAUUCCUAUGCUUGGUCUCAAUUUCGUUCACAAUAUUAGUGCACUUCAUGUAGUACUAUAGCUACUACUACAUACUGACUUGUCUAGUAUGUAAGUUUGGACUGAUUAAUGUCUCAAAUGGACAUGUCACGUCCUGUUCUUAAAUGAAAUGACAUUCUGAAUUCUAUCAUUCAAGUAGCCAAGAACUGAGACACGACGGUGGUUUCCAGUCUAAAUGCACACACAAAUGUAAGAGUGGUAUCAAUCUUCUCAUCCAGGUUUUGUCCAGAAGGACAAAAAAAGCUCAUUUCCUCAGUUUAUUGAUUGGAGUAGGAGCUGUUUUAUACUGGGUUCAUAUUUUAGGAUUAUUUAAUGUCUUUAUAACACCUUUAGGCACUUUAUAAAUAUCAGUGUGCUGAUGUGUUGGUUUGACAGACUGCCUUAAGGCAGUCUGUCAAACCAAACCUUUUUUUUUUCUUUUCUUUUUUUGGAUCCAAACUGGCAGUUAUCUCUUAUGAGUGGCAAUAAUAAAUGCUCCUGAAAGUACACAGAGGUUAUGUCCCUGUAAAAUGCAUUCACUUUUGUGUCCACUGUUUGUAGCAGUGUUUUUGCAGCCUCCGUUUGUCUAAAGCUAGGUCUGAGUUUUUGUUUUUUUGUUUUGUUUUUUUAGGGCAAAGUGCAUUGUGUCACAUCUCAUCUCACUUUUCAGUCAGGACUUUUUUCCAAAUGUAUAGAUGAUAUCCUGUAUACAUAGAGAUUGUAUCAAGCCUUGUGCAUUUUUUUUAAAUAUUCAAAGUUAUUUUUGAAAUGUUGGUAUAAAAGAAAAAAAGUUAAUAUUUUUGAUAGAAGGUUGGCUACAUUAAUUGUGCAGUUUGUGUAGCAAGCUGUUUGAGAGGAGAAACAAAUCAAGAAAUGAAUGAAUUGUUAUAAGGUGGAAAUAUCUAAUCUCAAAAUACAUGAAGCGUUCUAGUUUGACAUGAAUGUUUUUGGUAAAAAUCUGAAUACUGAGCUUAGUUAUGAACUCUUCUGCAAGUCGUGCUCUAAUUCUUAGCAACAACUGGGUUAUUAUGAAUACUCAUGUAUAGACUUGUAAACCUCCCGGUUGAUUGCAGUCUUCUAGAUGUAUGAAGGUUUAUAUACAGGUUUUUUAAUCACUGAAAUCUGUGAGUUGUUGAUUAACUUCUCCAUGUGAGAUAUGUUUAUUAAACACUAGAAAGGUCAACUGCC